This is a messenger RNA of Chanos chanos (milkfish), 1884 nucleotides long. RefSeq names its product endothelial cell adhesion molecule a (gene esama). NCBI's taxonomy places the organism in Eukaryota, Metazoa, Chordata, Actinopteri, Gonorynchiformes, Chanidae. Bases 389 to 1669 code for a protein of 426 amino acids. Gene Ontology annotation, cellular component: plasma membrane; adherens junction. The record is from RefSeq and is a predicted model, not a curated record. The transcript has 7 exons. Gene Ontology annotation, biological process: homophilic cell-cell adhesion. Gene Ontology annotation, molecular function: cell-cell adhesion mediator activity.
CCCAUGAUGUCAACUCAGUCGCUAUUAACCACAGGAUACUUUCUCCGUGUCAGCGACCUUCAAGAACAGAGUUCGGCAAGGACAAUAAACCAGAAACGUACAACGCUUAUCAAGUCCAGUGGUCUUUUGACUGCAUUAUAGGGUAAGGUCAGUUUGCGUCUCGACUGCGCUUAAUAUGCCGAACCAAAGAUGAUCACCAACUUUGACGUCGUGCCACUCGUCCCACGCUGAAGACCAGUCAUUUCAGGAAGGCGCAGUUUGAGAUCACUUGAAAGACUGCUUUGCCAAAGGCAAUUUGUUUGUAGAUAACGGAGGAAUACUUCAGAGGGCUGUGCGAAUUAUUAACUGAGAAGCGAGUGUGGAUCACACAGACGGCGCACGCAGAGCUAUGGAGAUCCGAACUUCUAGGAAACUUGGCACCUUGCUGUCAUUUACCUUUACGUUUCUAACCUUCCUUCCAGGCGAAUUAGCACAGUUACAGAUCCCCCAUAAAAACAUAGACGUUAUCAAGGGGAAAAAUGUUGUCCUUCAGGCCUCGUACAGUGGUAUCAUAGACCAAAACACCGUGCUGUGGAAUUUUAUGACCAACACAUCUCAAAUAAUCAUCUCCUACACGUCGGGCUCCAUCAGUCAAGGCGGCCCUCAGUUUCAGGGCCGAGCACGCUUCUAUCAUGACAUGCCCAACAGGAACCUGUCCCUCUUCAUCAACAACACACAGGUGUCCGACUCAGGGACGUAUGUCUGUCAGGUUCUCGUACCUGGAGCGACGUCUGUCUCGGACCAGCUCAGCCUUAAUGUCAUAGUUCCCCCUUCUGUGCCUGUCUGCAAGCUGAAGGGGAAGCCUGUACUCAAAGGCAACGUCACGCUCACCUGCAAUUCUGCUGCCGGGAAACCAGCCCCCUUGUACAAAUGGAAAAAGACCAGCCCAAGUUCUGAGGUCUUCUUCCCACCUAUGCUCAAUGAGACAGUCGGCACUCUGAAGCUGACCAACCUCAGCAGCGGCAUGUCGGGCAAAUACGUAUGCACGUCGUCCAACGUCGCCGGAGAACAGGAAUGCUUCAUCAACCUAGAAGUCAUCACCUCGACUAAUGCUGGAGUGAUUGCUGGAGCCACAGUGGGUGCUGUGGUGGGCUUCAUCCUCAUCAUCCUCUUCCUAGUGUUCCUGUGGACUCGACGGAAAGAAUCAGAAGAGGAUUUGGCCAAUGAGAUCAAGGAGGACGCUCAGGCGCCCAAGCGCGUGUCCUGGGCGAAGAGCGGCACCAGCUCGGACAUCAUCUCGAAAAACGGCACGCUGUCGUCCAUCAACACCAGCCAUCACCCACGCAACCACAUGUCAAACAACUACGUCUCUCAUUCCCGGCCUCCGCCAUCAGACACCGCCUCCAUCAUCACCGCCACGGGCAGCACCGCUGGCUACCGUACACGGGCCCCCGCCAACAGCACCCCCGAGCAUAUCCUGCCCGGGUACAACACCAACCCGACCCUCCCUCGUGGUCAUUCUGGACCCCCCAGCACUAACGGUGGCUCGCUGCCCAGAGAGGACACCAUCGAACCUCAACCUCCAAGGCCGCCCCCUCUGCCCACCGGAGUGACGGCCGCCAACAUCUCCCGUAUGGGUGGGGUGCCCAUUAUGGUGCCUGCUCAGAACCAAGCUGGCUCUCUGGUCUAGCACAGGUCUGCUCCUCCAUUUCACGGAGUCCACUGUGGAAUUUGUGGACCAGGUCAACUCUAAAAAGGGAUUGUAGAGUAUGGACCUGACUGCUACUCCAACAGAAUUCACAUUAGAUUCGACAAAGUGGAUUUGAGACAGUGGUUGACGUGCCCUAGCGCUGAGUAUUUAUCAAAAGGUGUAAUUUUCUUCAAUAAAAUUGACAUUUUUUUAUG